Molecule: messenger RNA, 1239 nt
Organism: Talaromyces stipitatus ATCC 10500
Lineage: Eukaryota; Fungi; Ascomycota; Eurotiomycetes; Eurotiales; Trichocomaceae
Product: transesterase (LovD), putative
Exons: 3
Coding region: 1-1239 (412 amino acids)
Source: RefSeq, a predicted model, not a curated record
AUGACCUCCAACCUCGAAAAAACCGUCCAAGCCGCCAUAGAAACCGGUAUCCUGUCCGGCGCCGUCGUUCAUGCAGCAACCAAAGUAGGCCUGAUAUACUCUAAAUCAUUCGGUUAUCGCAGCCUAGAACAAGGGGCACCAGCAGUACAAGUGGACGAUAUAAUGGCCUUAGCUAGUGGAACAAAACUGAUUACUUCUGUUGCUGCAAUGCAGAUUGUUGAAAGAGGGCUUGUGGGAGUUGAUGAUGAUUUGGGGGGUGUACUUCCUGAGCUGGGAGCCCUCAAGGUUUUGAGAAAGGUGGAUGCUGGCAAAGAAGAGGAAUGGGUGCUAGAGGAGAGGAGGGAGAAGAUUACCUUACGACAACUCCUCUCCCACUCAUCCGGCCUAGCAUACGCAUUCUUGUCUCCCACAAUCCAAGCCUACAACCAAUCCAAAGGAAUACCAGAAUUCCAAUCCUGGGAAACAGUCACAAAAUCCUUCUCGGACCCUCUCAUUGCACAACCAGGCACAAUCUGGUGCUACAGCUCUGGUCACGAAUGGACCGGAUACCUCAUCAGUCGUCUUACAGGACAAAGUCUAGAAGAAUACGUACAGCGAAACAUUGCAUCGCCACUCGGUAUACGGGAUAUGACAUUUUUCCUUUCCAAGAAUCCCAACAUUAAUCCCGCAAAGAUGGUGUCAAUUGUUCGUCGAGAUCCCUCCAUACCGGAUGGUAAGGGGAAAGUCAUCCCAAACACAAGACCACAUUUCCUAGCACUAGCAAAGGAAGAAAUGGGCGGUGCGGGAUUAUACACUUCUAUGGCAUCCUACAUCAAGAUCCUGCAUAGUCUAUUAGUCAACGAUGAGAGACUUCUCAAACGUGAGACUGUGGAUACGUUGGUAUUUGAGCCCCAAUUGUCACCAUUCGCACAGAAGGAUCUGCAGAAGUUGUUUAGUCAUAUUGCGCCUGGAGAGGAGAAAGCUACACCGCCGUAUAUUGGCACAUUCACACAAGUGAGGUAUGAUCAUAGUUUAGCUGGGAUGUUGAAUCUAGAGGAUGUCGAUUCGGGGGGAUUGAAGUGGAGGAGAAAAGGGUUUUUGUUCUGGAGCGGGAUGCCGAAUAUUUUUUGGUUUAUUGACCGUCAGGCUGGAUUAUGUGGUGUUUUUGGGACUCAGUUGUUGCCCAAUGCGGAUGAGGAGACUCGAAAGCUGAUUCAUGUGUUUGAGAAGACGAUGUAUAGAGAGUUUGCUUCGCAGUGA